This is a messenger RNA of Setaria italica (foxtail millet), 658 nucleotides long. RefSeq lists its product as uncharacterized. Bases 89 to 499 code for a protein of 136 amino acids. NCBI's taxonomy places the organism in Eukaryota, Viridiplantae, Streptophyta, Magnoliopsida, Poales, Poaceae. The record is from RefSeq and is a predicted model, not a curated record. The transcript has a single exon.
CAAAACCUCGACUAAUUAAGCUUUAGCCAGCCUGAAAAUUAGCUAGAUUUUGCAAAUCAGUAACACGCCAAGAACAGCUAGCCUAGCCAUGGCGGAGAAGGAGGGCGCCGUGGUGAAGAAGGGCCACGACGAGGGGUUGAAGAUGGCCGUGGCGCUGCUGGAGGAGUUCGGCCUGCCGCUGGGGCUCCUGCCGCUGGAGGACGUGACCGAGGUCGGGUUCGUGCGCGACACGGGGUACAUGUGGAUCAACCAGCGCAAGAAGGUGGAGCACAAGUUCAGCAAGAUCGGCAAGCAGGUGAGCUACGACGUGGAGAUCACCGGCUACAUCAAGCCCAAGGGCAUCAAGAAGCUCAAGGGCGUCAAGGCCAAGGAGCUUAUGCUCUGGCCGCCCGUCAACGAGAUGGCCGUCGACGACCCCCCCACCGGGAAGAUCCACUUCAAGAGCCUCGCCGGCGUCACCAAGACCUUCCCCGUCGACGCCUUCGCCGCCGGCCAGUAGGCCAAUAAACUUUUAUAAUAUACCGCUUCUAGUAUAAUCUUGCGUGUUCAUGCAUGCUCACACAUGUACGCGUGCGUGCACGUCGGAUGAGCUACUUAUAUUUGGUAGAUGAUGUCUAAAUUUUCCUUGAAAUAUGAUGAAAUAAAGCCAAAAUUAAUA